AUUUAUAGUGAUUUAAAAAUCUCGUAGAUUGAUUUUUGUGCUUGGAACGUCAAACCAAAGCUAUCAAGACGGGGAGCAAAAAAAUUAUAGGGAGAUAUUUAUUUAUGUUAGUUUUUUUGGGUUUUCGAGCAUUACCUACCGGUCCACCCGGUCGAUCCAAACUUGAGCUCCACGUAACCUAUUUCAAGAGACCUUCCGUUUCUUCUCCCGUUCUGUUCAUAGCCGCCGCCGCCGCUGCAAUAUAUUUACUAUGUGUGGAGAGAUUGAAAGCUGCAAGAGCAGCAGUUAUGAGAAAGAGGAUGAAGUGAUUGUUGGCAAUGGCAACGCCAAAUCUAUUCAAAUGCUCAGAAAUCUCAUCAUAAAGCCUCGUCUCUUCCCUAGUCGGGCAAAUAGGCUCCCAAGAUCUUUGUUGCUUUCUGGUCCACGUGGCAUUGGAAAGACCAGUUUGGUACGAGCAAUUGUUAAGGAGUGUGGAGCAAAUUUGAUAAUUAUCAGCCCGAACACUGUUCACACCGCACAUGCUGGUGAUUGUGAGAGAACCCUCUGUGAGGCUUUUUCAGAGGCAUUAUCUCUUGUAGCCUCGGGCAAGUCUUCGGUUAUCUUUAUUGAUGACAUGGAUGUACUUUGUCCUCCCCGAGAUUCCCAAAGAGAUAAAGAUUUCCGAAUUGUUUCCCUACUUUGUACUUUGAUGGACUCAAGCAAAGCAACCUCUUCUACUCCAGGGGUAGUUGUGGUUGCAUCAACUAAAAGGGUGGACGCAAUUGACCCUGCCCUAAGAAGGUAUGGACAUUUCGAUAUUGAAACUGAGGUUACAGUCCCAGAUAAAAAGGAGCGCCUUGAAAUUCUAGAGCUGUAUACAAGGGAGACCCCUCAGAAUUCAUGCGACUUAGAAUCUAUUGCUGCAUCAUGCAAUGGAUAUGUCGGAUCUGAUUUACGGGCUUUGUGUAAUGAAGCUGUCAAUUCCGCAGUUAGAAGGUCUUCAAAUGCAAAGAAAGAUGUUAAUGACUUCAGUUUAACGAUGGAAGAUUGGAAGAAUGCAAGGUCUCUUGUUGAACCAAGUAUAACAAAAGGCGUUACUCUGGAAAUUCCCAAAGUGACUUGGAAAGAUAUUGGGGGAUUGAAAGACGUGAAGAAAGAGCUAGAGAAAGCUGUUGAGUGGCCUAUGAAGUAUCCUGCUUCGUUUUCGAGAUUGGGAAUAAACCCUAUUCGUGGAAUUCUUCUCCACGGGCCUCCAGGAUGUUCCAAAACUACUCUUGCUAAAGCUAUUGCAAAUGCUGCUAAUGUUCCUUUCAUUUCCUUGAGUUGUACAGAAAUGAUUUCAAAGUUUGUCGGACAAGGAGAAGGUUAUCUUCGUGAAAUGUUUCGCAAAGCACGGCUUGCCGGAAAAAGUAUAAUAUUUUUUGAUGAAGUUGAUGCAGUAGCUGGGAAACGGGGUCAUAGUUCGAGCGGUAAUUCCGUAGCUGAAGAGAGGGUUUUAUCCACUCUGCUAACUGAAAUGGAUGGUUUAGAAGAAGCCAAAGGAGUUCUUGUUUUGGCGGCUACAAAUCGCCGCGAAGCUAUUGAUGAUGCACUUUUGCGUCCUGGACGACUUGAUCUGAAAUUGUAUGUGCCACCACCUGAUUUGGAGGGUCGAUUUGAGAUACUUAAAGUAUACACACGUAAGAUGAAAUUAGGGAGUGAUGUUGAUCUUAGAAGACUAGCAGAAGAUACCGAGCGUUUCACAGGUGCCGAACUAGAGGGAUUAUGUAAGGAAGUUGGAGUAGAAGCUAUAAGAGAAGCUAUAAGAGAAAACAAGCAAGCUAGUGUUAUUUAUGGCCGCCAUUUUCAGAUUGUGAAGAAUGCUUUAAAACCAGCAUUGGCAGCAGAAAGAAAGAGCUGGGUGUUUCCUUUGUCUUUGGCUGAAAACAAUGUAGUCAGUUAUAUUUUACUUGCCACUGCAGUAAUGUUUUUUAUUUAUUUAUUUAUUUAUUUAUUGAAGCUAGUGCAGCACUGCUAAAUAUUACAGCAUUUA
This is a messenger RNA of Medicago truncatula (barrel medic), 2011 nucleotides long. Its product is annotated as cell division control protein 48 homolog B. Gene Ontology annotation, molecular function: ATP hydrolysis activity; ATP binding. The record is from RefSeq and is a predicted model, not a curated record. Lineage: Eukaryota; Viridiplantae; Streptophyta; Magnoliopsida; Fabales; Fabaceae. Bases 251 to 1996 code for a protein of 581 amino acids. The transcript is spliced from 12 exons.